UACAUGUACAUGUAAAAAGGCUAAGAUCCACAGGCAAUGAUCUACGAAUGCAUGGGGAGACAUUUGUUGUAUUGUACAAGUUCAUAGUUCAGACAUCCUGAAAUCGACUACACUGCUACACCGCCCCAGUCCUAAUCAUGUCGAGCGGGUCUGUGUCAGUAUGUUUGGUGGUGCUGUUUUCUAUAAUGUAUGGAAUCCACUGCCAACCCAGCAAUCUUUACACCUGUACUCCUCAGCCAGGUGUCCGACCGACCCAGCCCACAGAGCCCCCAUUUCCAGUCAUACCCAACACUUUUUCCACCAAACUGGAGGCUAUCAUCGCGGACGGAAACAUGACCGUUUCUGCGGAGGAAUAUUUCGACUUCAACAACAACCGGGCAGCGUUGUUCAUGCUGCAAGGGGACGACAUCAGCAAACUCAUAUUCGACUACAGCACGGAGGAACUGUUUUAUGUCUAUCCUAACCAGUCUUGUAAGACCACUAACCUGACUGUCGAUGACAAUAACCUGUUGUUUGGAAAUGUUCAUAUGGAGGGUGGACUGCAUGUGUUCAGCACUAAUGGCGCCCUGCACUUCUCGAAAAAAUACGGACAGACAUACAUGGGUAAGAAGGUGAUUCGAGGAAUAAAUUGCGACUAUUGGAGAACCUGCCUCACAUGGGCCCCUCUCAGCUCUACAUUCACCCUAGACUAUUACUUCACAGAUCAGUCUUGGCUGUCGUCAUCUGGUUACGCACAAGUUCCUGUCCGUGCUGAAAUAUUUGGAAUGCAAAAACAAGAUGGGGCAUCUCCUCGAACGUUCCACCACAUUUACGACUACACAGACUUUACAACCACCCUCGAUCCACAGACCACAGUGUUUGAGACUCCACAUUUUAUUACCUGUACCAACCGCAGCCAGGUAAGAGGGGUACCAUCCUUACCAUCCGCCUUCUACUACAGGGAAGAAAUUGUUUCAUCAGCGGGAUCCUCCAAGAACGCUGACGUAUGGUUUGAUUCUUCAUAUAAGUUGAUGCGGUUGGAUUAUCGCCCUUCGUAUGGGGUUCCACCCUACUACAGUAAUGACACCAUUACGGAAAUUCACGACUACACCAUAGGUGUGGGCUACGCCAUUGAUAAAGUGAUGCAGAAUUGCUCCAUCAUCCCGAUACAGAACAAUUCAUUUGACGCUACCGUGACAACCAACGUAUCGACAGGUGCCACCAAACAACAGUUCAUACUGAAAAUGAAGAAUCCCGGCGAUUUAUUUUACCUCGAUAAUAACUACACUUACACGGGCAGGCGCAAAACUCGUGGCUUGAACUGUGACGUGUUCAUUCGCACGAGAGACGACUAUCCGUUGGGUCCUUUCAAAGUUCAUGCGAUACUGGAAUUUUAUUUCCUUGCCAUUAACGAGAUAGAAACUAAUGAUGCUGGAGCUCUGACGAAGUCAUCAAAAGAUGUCCCCGUUCAGCUUGAUGUCUCCAUUCCAGGGGAGUCUUUAACCUUGACUUAUAACAUAUUUAAUUUUGACCCUGAGGAUCCACAAAUCACAAACUUCGACGUCAGUUCCUGUUUUACAGAUGAUCAAAAGAUUACAUUCAAACUUACAUAUUUUGGAAACUUUGAUAAGAGUGUGAUUUCCUACAAGCAGAUCUUUUUAUUCCAAUCCAUUACGAGUGUAGCACGUGCUGCUGGCGUCACGCCGUUGAGAGUCUCCAAUCCAACCAUGUACAUGCAGCAGUCGCAAGCUUAUUUCGUGGCAACGCUACUGGAUAAAGCACCGGCAAUAAUGAAAUAUCAAAAGAUUCCUGGAAAAGUUGUGCAGUUCAACAAUGACGCUGUUUUCCAAGGAUUCACUUCCGCUUCCGAUUGCGCAGAUACUUGUCAAUCCUUUGGGAACUGGACUUGUAAUAGUUUUGAAUAUUGUCCAUCAUCGCAAUCCUGUACUUUAAGUAAAAUCCACACAGCCGACGGCACUGUGACCGAUUCCCAUCAGAGUUGCGACCUAUAUGAUCGCACAAUCGGUACCGCUAAUUUCGCAGAAGUGCCACUUACAACUGCAUGGAACAACCUCAGGAAUUCAGUUGUGAAGAAAACAUUCCAAAUUAAAGUUCAAUUCGAUAAGAAUGUGCAGACGUAUACAGCUCAGUCUAUCAGCAAUAAUAUUCUGAGUAACCCGGAUCAAUCAACGGUCUCCACCACAGUUAUGAGUAACUUCAAGGUGAUGACAAAUAAAUUUGUCCAGAAUUUUGACACGGACAUUUUAUCACAAGUCUCAGUGGACGAUUGUGCACGGGCAUGCAUGACGUCAUUGAGUUUUGUAUGUAACUCGUUUGAGUAUCAGUACGCUACUAGUUACUGUCUACUGUCAACUCUCCAUCCUGACGAAAAACCAUCAUCCAUCAAAAUGAACAUUGGAGUGGAUCUCUUCAUUCGUGACUACUCCAACAAAUUUGUCGAAACCCCGGGUACCACGGUAUUAUCGACUUCCAAUGCAGUUUAUCAACAGAUUUUCGACACCAACCAGUGCGCCAAAUUCUGUGUUGACUACCAGGGAUUUAGCUGCAAAUCUUUCGAUUUUUGCCCAGAUAUAGGGACUUGCUUUCUAGGCAAAUCACACGUUUAUGAUGUUCCUAAGGCGCAGAUAAAAGUUAGCCCUAUGUGCAAUCACUGGUCGAGGAAAUACAUCGACGACUUCAAACAAACUCAGAUUAAUGUGAAUAUCAAAAUGGUGAACGACCGGGUAAUAACUGGAAUAAGUGUGAACCAAUGCGCGAAAUCCUGUGUAGAUAUGGAGGGCGGAAGCUGCGCGUCGUUUGCAUAUUGUGAUACACGGCUCGAGUGCAGACUGAGUACACAAGCUCUGAGUAACAUAGGUCAGGUUGGACCGGCGGCUGUGGCCACAUGCAGCGUCUACAGUCGAAAAUCCUUCCCUGAUGGCACGCCAUACAUUGCUAACCCCCAGAAGUACUAUGGAGACUUAGCAUCAGCGUCUUCCACUGGCGGUGUUUCUAAGGGUGGCGCUGCAGGGAUAGCCAUCGUGAUGAUUAUAGUUGGUGUCCUUUUGACGGGUCUUGUCCUUUUCUUAUAUGUCAAAUUCUCCAACAAAGGAGGGGACGAAAUGACAAUCAAAUUUUCCCGCCAAGUGGAUGAAGAAUAAAUACCCUCAUUCUCUCGUCAAAUUUCAUCUCCAUUGGGGUACAAAGAGGGUUCACACUUUGGUAGAAGUCUUUCCAGUUUAUUUUUAUAUGACACUGUGUGACUGGAUGUGUUACCGUCAGCGAAUUUGAUCAGUCUGUGUUUUAUGUUUCAGUGGAAUUUCACUACUGUAUGAGAGGUUAUGGACGUGCGAGUGAUGAACACAUUUCCUAUGAUGAAUUGCUUAUUGUCGAACAUAAUGUUUUCGAUAUACAUAUGUUCUGUCUAUAUUUUAAACCUUACAUUUAAUAUAUUUGUCUUUUAAGAAAAAAGAUUUCUGUAUACCAACAAAUGGUUGAAUAAUUGAAAUAUUAUAUCUAUAAAGAAGUGAUUCAAAUCGGCCAUUAAAAUUUUUAAAUCAACA
Molecule: messenger RNA, 3542 nt
Organism: Ostrea edulis (European flat oyster)
Lineage: Eukaryota; Metazoa; Mollusca; Bivalvia; Ostreida; Ostreidae
Exons: 22
Coding region: 138-3140 (1000 amino acids)
Source: RefSeq, a predicted model, not a curated record